AUGUCUACCCUUGAGCCGUCUUCACGAGGUACAUUCUCGCCCAUGGGACAUGUGUUUCGUCAUCAGCAGCAGCCUGGUGCUGCCGAGCCUGGCUCCUCGGAAUUUGAUGCCUUCAUCCACUCGGACCUGUGUGUCCAGGAUCCUGCUGUGGCCAGCAGCAUGCAUCCACAGCCACCCCCACCGCAGCCACCGGGCGCGCAUGUGCCAGCCACGUUUCCGUUCGUGCCGUACAUGUGCAAGCAGGAAGACCCUGCUCUGGCGCUGUGGUCGACAGGCACCCCCCCCUCAGCGUUGAUGUGCCCUGAUACGACCCAUGCCCAGGCCCCCGCAGCGCUGCGUGUACCCGAGAGCUCGUUCGCGAAUGCCUCGAUUUGGACACCUUCUGCCGCGGGGCAGAACGCUACUCCCACGCCCCAGUCCCUUCCCUCCGCCCCCCGGCCCCCUCAUCCCAGCUCAGCAGCGUUGCUCGAUGCCACGCCUGCUGCUGCCCAACGUGUGGUGCCGCCUGAUCCCGCUGCGUUCAACAAAGGCGAAGCGUCCGAGGGCGCGGCCUCGAUGACGCUCUCGGAGCUCAUGCGCGACGACCAGGGCGGUCCAUGGACGUCUGCGCCGCAGCCGAAGCGGGCGCGAACGUCCGAGUCACCGGAGCCCAAGAUGCGUUCGGUGAGCGCGACGGAGGUGCCCCAUGUGCCGGACAUGCGUGCGCGCUCGCACAUGCCGCCGCGGCGAUCGGCCUCGACGGGUGCGCGACGACCGCCCCCGUCGGCCUCGCAGGUGACCGAGUCGGGUCUGCCGUUCCCUGUCAUCGACACGUCGGCCAAGCACUCGAGCCUGUUUGUGCCGCCGGACACGUCAGGCCUGACGAAGAAGGAGGCGCGGCUCGUGAAAAACCGCGCGGCCGCGUUCUUGUCGCGUCAGCGAAAGCGUGAACAGUUUGAGGAGCUGGCGUGCAAGUGCCGGGCCUUGGCGCGGCUUUCCUGGCUCCUGUGGGAUGCGCUGGACCCUCAAGGUCUGUCGUCGUCACGUGUAUCUGUGAUACCUCCAACGAAUGGAGCGAGUCUGCUCCACGAAAAGCUCAAGUACGAGCCUGAGGAUGUACGUACGACGCUGCAGCAGGUCGUCCAGCAGCGCGGCACUAUGAUUGUGGAAAACAUUAUGGGCGACGAUGCGCCGUCGCUCAAGGCGCGCACGAAUGGUGUGCUGGCGCAGCUCAUGGAGACGGAGCGCGAGUGUGAAGACUUGCGUGCUGAAGUCGAGCGCCUGCGGGCCAAGACGCAGGAGGCACCGCCGAGCCCGGCGUCUCCUUCGCUGUUGCAUCUCGUGGGACGUGCGUUGAUGCAGGUGCGUCAUGCAUCGUCGGAGUGCGAUGCGCACGAUCUGCUUCCGCGCGACGAUGGCUCUCUCCACAUGCAGAUGCGUGUGGUGCCCACGAGCGAUGUGGUGCUGUGUACGCUCCAGGCAGCGGAUCAGCCUGAGCACGCGGACGAGGCUGUGGACGAAAAGCCGUGGCGGUGCUCGACGCCUGUGGACUCGAGUGAAGCGUCGGUGCCGUCGCUGAGCACGAGUGCCUCGCCGACGCUUUCGUCGUUGUCGUCUGGCACGGCAUCGUCGCGACGUCAUCGCAGUGUGAUGGCGUACCAUGCCAGUGGCGCGCCGUGCGCGCCCUCGGCAUCUCUCUUGCACGAAGUCAAGACCAUGGACUUGGAUGAGUGGGUCCAGACGCACGGCAGUAGUCUCGACGAUAUAUCCCGCGCUGCGCAGGACCUGCAUUCGUUGAUCACGCAGCGUGGCAUGUGCCUCGAGCCAGGGUGCUUCCUCGCUGCCACCAUGAACGAUCACGACAAGGCAUUGCCUGGAAAGCUCACUCUGUAUGCCAGGAUGGGCACACCAGCCUCGGUCGACGCGCACGCGCACCUGGUGACGGUCGUGCGCGACACGCUUCGUGCUCUGCACGAGGAGCCAUAG
Malassezia restricta is the source of this 1965-nucleotide messenger RNA. Its product is annotated as bZIP transcription factor. The record is from RefSeq and is a predicted model, not a curated record. NCBI's taxonomy places the organism in Eukaryota, Fungi, Basidiomycota, Malasseziomycetes, Malasseziales, Malasseziaceae. Gene Ontology annotation, biological process: regulation of DNA-templated transcription. Gene Ontology annotation, molecular function: DNA-binding transcription factor activity. The transcript has a single exon. Bases 1 to 1965 code for a protein of 654 amino acids.